AUGGCUACUCGCUACUUCCUGGGUGGAACCAUGAAGCAGAUUUGCUUCUGCGCCUCCUCCUCCUUCAUGAGCCAGGACUGGAGCAAGAACGACGAGAAACUCCUGCAGGCGGUGGAAUACAAUGACGCAGAACGGGUCUCCUCGCUCCUCCUCCGGAAGGGCCUCGUCCCCACCAAACUGGACUCGGAGGGCAAAUCUGCGUUCCAUCUGGCCGCCAUGAGAGGAAACGUGGCUUGCCUAGAGGUGAUGUUGGCCCAUGGAGCGGAUGCCAUGACCACCGACGGAUCAGGUUACGCUGCACUGCAUCUCUCGGCUAAACACGGACACCCACAGUGCAUAAGCAAACUGUUGCAGGCUUCCUGCCCUGUUGAUGUGGCAGACAGCCACGGACGGACAGCCCUCCAUCACGCAGCGAUCAAUGGAUGUAUCUCUUGUUUGGAAAUCCUUUGCGAUUUUAAGGCUCCCUUGAACACCAAGGAUCAGGAUGGGGCAACUCCUAUGAUGCUUGCAGCCAAGAUGAGCCAUUCUGAGCUUUGCCGUUACCUGCUACACCGUGGAGCCGCUGUCAACGCCAGGGACCAGCGGGGCCGAACAGCCCUGAUGGUGGCCUGCGAAAACGGCAGCGUGGAAACGGUGGAGGUUCUCAUCCACGGCGGGGCACGGGUUGGCCUCGUCGACGCCACGGGCCACGACGCAGCCCACUACGGGGCGGCCACCGGCAACGCCCUCAUCCAACACUACCUGCAGGACGCUGCCCAGCGGCACUCGUGGGCCAGCGAGGAAUCGGUGGAUCUAUCCUCGCAGGCGUCCUCCCCACGUCAGUCUCUGUCUAAGGGGAAGAACAACAGCCCAAGGAAAAGGAAGGCCCCAGCCCCACCACCUCCAAGUGCCCCCAAUCAGCACGUCUCUCACCCGCUGGAACAUGGCGCCUCUUCGGCAGAACGGAGCAACCGGGUCAUCGUGGCCAAGCCGGCUAGGACCCACCCGCACCCCAUUGCAGCUGACGUGAACGACCGGGACGCCUAUGAAGAAAUUGUGCGACUCCGUCAAGAGAGGGCACAGUUCCUGCAGAAGAUCCGGAGUCUGGAACAGCAGCAUGAGAAGCAGAAGCAAGAGGUGAGGGGAUUGGGGGAUGGCUCCCUGCAUAUUCUGGAAAAACAGGUAGAAGACCUUAAGAAGCAGCUUGUGGAGAAAGCGGUCGAGAAAGAGAACAUUGGAAAGGAGCUGGAGGUGUUACGGAGCCGCCUGUCGUCCAUCGAGAAUGAGAAAGAAAACACCAGCUACGACAUCGAAACGCUGCAAGAUGAAGAGGGGGACCUACUGGAAUUUCCAGGGGCUGAACUUCUGCUCUCCAAAAAGAGCCUGAGCGUCUCUACGGAGGAGCUCCUAGCCAGCCUGCAAGACCAAGUACAGUCUCUGACCCAGAAGAACAAAGAACUGAUGGAGAAGGUACAGGUCCUGGAGAAUUACGAGAAGGACGAGAGCGACGCCGAUGCUUCCGGGGACUUCAUCCCCGUCAUCUUGUACGACUCGCUCAGGUCGGAGUUCGAUCGGCUGAAGGAGCAGCACGCGGAAGCCCAGGAAGUCCUGAAGGCUCUCGAAGGCGCCGGCGCCGACGAGACCUCUUGCAAACUCAUCCCGGCCGAGGCUUACGAGCAGCUGAAGGCUGACUACGAGAAGCAAAUCGGAGCCCUGAAAGACGCGCUGGAGAAGACCAGCUCCCGAGCCGAUGAGCGUGGCAGAGUCCAAGAGGCGGAGGGCAAUUCUGGUUUGGGAAUGGAAGAAAAGAGUGUCGGGGACAAGGAGGUCAGGCGGGGCGAGGCGGAAGAGCUGGCUGGGCAGCUAAGUGCGACCCAGGAGAAAUACCAGGAGGCCCUGGCUGAGGUGAGGCUCCUUCAAGAGCAGAUUGAGCUGGGCAUCUUCUCCAUGGGGGACAAGGAGGCCGCGGAGAGCUCCAGAAGCGAACUCGAGACGGUGAAAGCGGCCCUGCACCAGGCUCAUGAGCACCUCAAGGAGCGAGAUCGGAAGGUGAAGGAUUUGGAGGGGCGGCUCGGGGCCUGGGAGGAGAUGAAGGCCUCCCUCGGCGUCUCUUUGGAGGAGAAGGAGGCCCUGCUGGUGAGGUGCGCCUCCGCGGAGGCCGAGGUGAGGGAACUGAGCGGAUCCCUGGAGGAGAAAAGCCGUGAGAUGGAGAAGGCCGAGAGAAGCGCUUCGGAGAGCCAGCGCCUCCAGGAGGAAGCCAGCGGCUUGCGGAAGCAGCUGGAGGCCGUGACGGGGCAGCGCGAAGAAGCAAGGGCCCAAGCGGAAGGGCUCCGAGAAGGGCGUAAGGAACUGGAGGCGGAGCUGCGCGCCGUGCGGGAGAAGCUGGCCUCCCAGUACGUCUCCAGGCUGGAGCACGACGGCGUGGUGGGGAAGCUGAGGGCUUCCCUUUCGGACGCGGAAAAGGGGCUCGCGGAACUGCAAGCCGAGCACGGCUCGGUCCAAAAGGAGCUGGCGGACCUGCGGGAGGGGGUGGAGAGCUACAGGCGGGACUCGGUGCCGUUGGCGGAGCACAACCGGGCCAAGGAGAUCCUCGAGGGGACCCUGUGGGAACUGAAGGCCAAGAGCAAGUUGCUGGAGCAGGAGCUCAAGGCCAAAGCCCAGGAGGCGUCGGGCCUCCAGGCGGAGCUGGAGGAGGUCCACCGGGGCGCGGUGUCCAAGGAGGCGCACGAGCAGUUGCGGGCGAGCCUGCAGGGUGAAGUGGACGCCCUGAGUGCGAAGCUGAGCGAGCUGGGGCGCAAGCACGAGCGCACCUGCACGGAGGUCUUCCAGGUGCAGCGCGAGGCCCUCUUCAUGAAGAGCGAGAGGCACGCGGCCGAGGCCCAGCUGGCGGCGGCGGAGAAGCAGCUGCAGAGCCUGCGGGCCGAGUCGGAGCGGGUCCGGGAGCUGCACAGCCACAUCGAGGACUCGGCCAAGCUGGUCAAGGAGAAGGACAAGAAGAUCACGGAGCUCUCGAAAGAAGUCUUCAAGUUGAAAGAAGCUCUGAACGAUCUCUCGGAGCUCUCCGGCGAGGCCUCCCCGAAAGCGUCGUCCCCGCAGAAAGCAGAGACCCGUCAGGAAGUCGUCACUCUCCAGGGCAAAAUCCAAGACUUGGAGCAGCAGUUGGUCGAGGCUGAACGGCGGCACGGCAAUAUUGUUUCACUGUACAGGGGACACCUCCUCUAUGCUAUCCAGGGCCACAUGGACGAGGACAUCCAAAAGAUCCUUUCCCAGAUUCUGAAGAUGCAAAGACUCCAGGAACAAGGAAGAUGA
Elgaria multicarinata webbii is the source of this 3288-nucleotide messenger RNA. RefSeq names its product ankyrin repeat domain 24 (gene ANKRD24). Bases 1 to 3288 code for a protein of 1095 amino acids. Gene Ontology annotation, molecular function: protein binding. The transcript has 22 exons. Lineage: Eukaryota; Metazoa; Chordata; Lepidosauria; Squamata; Anguidae. The record is from RefSeq and is a predicted model, not a curated record.